Molecule: messenger RNA, 1961 nt
Organism: Leguminivora glycinivorella
Lineage: Eukaryota; Metazoa; Arthropoda; Insecta; Lepidoptera; Tortricidae
Exons: 5
Coding region: 433-1413 (326 amino acids)
Source: RefSeq, a predicted model, not a curated record
CCUUUCAAAUACAACUAACGAAUCUUGUCAUUUAGUCUAUGUCGAAAAUAUAAUAAUCUAUGUAGGUACUAGCGCACAACUUUACUCGCAGUGAGUAUUGUAAUAUAUCUACUGCUAUACAUAUUAUACAAGUGUAGAUUUAAAACGUGUUUAUUUCAAUUAUGUGACCGCAUACCUGUUUUUCUUUUACUUCAAUUGAAUAAUUUUGUUAUUCUCAUAUUCUCCGAUAUCAUAAAAUAACUACUCGUACUUAUGAAAUGAAAUAAUAAUAUUAUUUUCAAUACUCUUUCGUUUCAUUUCACCAAACAGUGCCUCGCCUUGUCGAUGAAAAAAUUAAAUAUGGAAUGUCAAAACAUGAAUCAGUGCAAAGAAAAAAAAAUGGCAAGUCAUUUGAUUUGACAAAGUUCAUAAUCUGAAAUUUGUUGUUAAAAUAUGUCAUACUCUAAGAAUGCCCGUAAACUACCGGAUAUCAGUAAAUCAUCGCUACACACAGACACACGUGAGGCGGAAGGAGUGAUUGCCUGCAGUGCUUCUGAGAGUUGCACCUAUGCUGUGACCGUGUCAAAAAAAUCAAGCGGCACGGCUGAAGAAUCUCCCCUCUGUUCCGGACAAAAAUCCUUCAUAAGUAUCCACUCAACCGACCAGCUAUGUCAACUGUCCGACAUCGAAAACCCUGCCAACCUUGACGAGUGCAACGUUGAAGUUAUCAGCCUGAACGAAGUCUUCCCUUCAACGUCAGAAGAAAGCCUGUCGAAUGACGAAGAACCGCAAAGAAAAGAAAAGAACCGUGCUAAGAAACCUGUCACUAAACACGAGAAAACCGCUUACGUGCCGACCAAUAGCAAGUCUUCGACCGUCUCUCGACAGAAAGAACCGAUGGAAGGUCAGACGUCGGUGUAUUCGGACUUCGAUAUUCCGAAGAACACGAUGUAUGUGGUUGGGAGCGACCCGGGAGAAGCGAAGAAGUCAUAUCAGGAUCCGCCGAAGAAAAUUUCAAAGACGAUGAAGAAGCUGCUCCGAAACAUAGACAAGCAUAAGAGCGACCAAAACAGCAAAAGCGAGAAACAAGCACUCAGCAAGUUGACCAUGAGAAGUAUCCUUAAGGACGGGCGCUGUGGGCCGGAAUGCACCGGAGACUCUGUUCAGCCCUCUGAUGAUUACUCAAAUGACGACCAUAAUAUCCCCCCGUUUAUGGAAUUCGAGCCAACAAACUACGCCAAUUACGUCAAACAGAACCCCGACAAAAACGUCACCUUCAACACGCAAGUUGUCAUCAUCCACUUCACUGGCGACCUCUGCGUGGGGCAAAGCGUAGAAACUCUAAGCAAAGAGAAAGACCAACAAGCACGUAACUCUGAACUCAGAAAAACUUUCCUUAACAAGUAUAACGAGCACUGGCCCACACAGAAGUAACCCGAUUUUAAACUACAAUUAUUUUUUGCGCCUUUGAGUUAAAACUGGGAACAGCGCGAGUGAUAAAAAUAUAUGCGCCAUUCUCGCGAACGGACUUUAGUAUAGUAGCCCUAUUGCAUUAAGGUCCAUUUUCCUGAGUGACACAUACUCAAUUGUUUGUCUAUGGUCGAUCAAUUUUAUUGCGCAAUCUCAGCUGUCCAUCGCACUAUAACUUCGUUUGUCAGAUAGCACAAACGUUGCCGCCAAAAUUGUCACGAAAAGCGAAAACACCGUGACAAUUUCAAAAAGUUAAGAAUAUUGGAUAAUUUCAUCAGGUUUAAUUUAUUUCUACGGAUUGUGAAUAUUGCGAUAGGCGUCUAGCUAUUAUUUAAUAUAUUAAGUUGUCCUAAAUGUUUUAUUAAUUUAUUAUAUCUGCAAGUUUUGUAAUGUUACUGAAUUAUGGUGCUAAUACAUGUUCCCUUGUUUAUUUAAAGUCCGUUCGGUUAGCUAAGCAUUUCUGUAUCAUGUAGAUUUAGUAAAGCAAAUUGAAAUAGAGAUUUACAAAAUCA